AUGAAUCAUAAAAAAGUUUCGAGACACGAAACUUACCCAUAUUGUUUCAACGCAACCUCAACUUUGCAGCCAUACCUGGAAUAGGAACUUUCUCAUUGCGAAGUGUAUCUAUCAUUUCAUUGAAUUCCAAUCAUGGGAACCACACGUAAUACAAACAGCGAGGAUCCAAUCAGCACGGUGAGCGAGCAGGUGGACCAUAAGGAAAGUCGAUCCAAGACCAUCCCACCCAAUCGAGCCGUGAAACAAUCUUCAUUCGAUCGAGAGAAUGAAGCCACCAACCAGCAACUCAAAGUCCGGGAUCAAAAGCGAAAAGAGAAGCGCCAAAGGAGAAAGAAGAUCAAAACCGCCACCUCGUUCCAAGAUCCCACCAUGGCAUCAGUGAUCCGAGGACUCGAGGAUGAUUUACAUAGUGUAGAUGGAGAAAACGAGCCCAUAAGCCGGGUUCCGACGCCCGUCACACCCUCCAAUUUUCCCGCUAGUAAUUUAGUGGGAAAAGUGUAUCAACAACGAGGAAGUGGAUUUACGCGAACCCAUCCGGUAAAACUGGGUCAAAGUACCGCUACAUUGGCCACAACUUCAUCUGCCAAAGGUCUCUCGGCCACAGAACAAACGCCCCUGGACUUUGGAUUGGACUUUCAAAAGAUGUUUCGAUCCAUAGGGGUGUUUUCUCACGGGUUUCUCGCUGGAUUGGGGUUUUGGCAACUGGUCACAGUUUACGUUCUAUCGGGGGAAGACAUAUCCGUCCUGGACUUUAUCGAUUUGUAUGCUCCCUUGGCUCAGCCAUUUCACUUUACAUUUUAUUUCUUGACCGUGAUCUGUAUGCUCUCCAUUUUAGACAGGUACGAUAUUGCCCAAAUCACUUGGAGUCAAUUGCAACAACUCUUCACCCUCAAAUCUGGAGGCAUUGCCAUUUUCGUAUAUGCCUCGACUUUGAUCAUCACUCUGACUAAUGUCACAUUGGACGAUCGUCUGAGCCUUCAUCGGGUCAAUGUAACCUACCUAGAAAGCCUAGAGUACAAGGAGCACGAGUCCACUUUCUCCACGUGGAACAUUCUCAAUCUUUGCCGUUGCUUGGGCGCAAUCCUCGGGUGGAUUCUGGUUGCCUUGCGACCUUCCACUGAUUUGUUGCACAAACAUUUGCGGACAUUACAGAAGUUCCGAAAACUUCCCAAAUCGCGAACUCAAACACCGACUAUCUCAAUGUCGAACCUCACUCUCCAGCACAACAUUGAACGAGAUGGUCCAAAGCUAGCAUAAUCGCCUUUUAGAGGUCCCCGACAAAUGAAAAACUGCUCCAUAAACGGUGCUUGUGAAUCGAAUUAUAUCAAGGCCAUCAAAGCGCAAAAGAAAGCCAAGAAACAAUAUUUCAGGGCAAAAGCCAUUUCAAACUUAAUAUAUUUCAUUGGGGUGUCUUUCAGAUUUGAUAUAUGUCAAUUUGAUAGUCCAGGCGUGUUUAAGACUCUGAACUUCCGCCAUAUUGGGUAGCAUAACCGAAAGUUUAUCUUGGUUCUGUUGAAAGCUAACUUUGGCAUCGGUUCCGAGCAUCGUCAUCUUGGUUUGAACGGUGGCCACAGGAUGUGUCAGAUCUGAAAUCGGCGAAAUGUAUUGACACUUUGAAGAAAAAUCACAAAAUGUAUCGGUUAUUACUUAAAACGUUCGAAAUGGGCCAUUGAAAGAAGAUGGCAUAAAUGGCAUCUUCAGUUGACGAUGCUGUGUAGUAAACGUGGUUGGUCUCGUUGUGGAAGGUCCACUUUUUGGAACUGUAAAUCUGUGACGAAAUCGACGUUGUCGAAUCAAUUGUAUCUUUCGCAAAAGACAAUAUACCUAUCUACGCAAAUCAUACCGCUUCUCCAUUGUGUUUCAACCAUCCACCCAUUUGAUAAAGACGCUCUUGUAGAAUGGGAGGAAUCACCCCUUCUUUCGUUGGCCCAACGUUGAUGAGAAUGUUCCCGCCAUUGGAUAUGGUUUGAGCCAA
Molecule: messenger RNA, 1975 nt
Organism: Tigriopus californicus
Lineage: Eukaryota; Metazoa; Arthropoda; Copepoda; Harpacticoida; Harpacticidae
Product: transmembrane protein 237-like
Exons: 6
Coding region: 133-1257 (374 amino acids)
Biological process (GO): cilium assembly
Cellular component (GO): ciliary transition zone
Source: RefSeq, a predicted model, not a curated record